Plasmopara halstedii is the source of this 330-nucleotide messenger RNA. RefSeq lists its product as uncharacterized. NCBI's taxonomy places the organism in Eukaryota, Oomycota, Peronosporomycetes, Peronosporales, Peronosporaceae. The coding region runs from base 1 to 330 and encodes 109 amino acids. The transcript has a single exon. The record is from RefSeq and is a predicted model, not a curated record.
AUGCGUUUGGCCUUUUUCAUCCUUUUUGCUACGAUAGCACUAUCUGAAGGCGUCAAGAAACAAUUAAAAAACGAAGAGUCGCCCAAAACUCCUUCGCGCUUGAAAGUUAAAGACGGCGGCACUUCACCCGUGGGAAAGAUCGGAAGGAGGGAUUCCGCCAAAGGCAUUAUCGAUGCAUCAACUAGUCUUCGGGGUGGAAAAUAUCCCGUCGACAGCAUUAACAGCAUUUUGGGUCGUCUUACUGUUCAAGAGGACAAGAACUCUGCAUGGUCAGUAUUCCUAGAAAGUAUAAAAUCGAACGUUGAUAUGCCAAAGAAUUUAAAAUUUUAG